Messenger RNA from Penicillium odoratum, 1740 nucleotides. RefSeq lists its product as uncharacterized. The record is from RefSeq and is a predicted model, not a curated record. Gene Ontology annotation, biological process: regulation of DNA-templated transcription; response to xenobiotic stimulus. The transcript has a single exon. Gene Ontology annotation, molecular function: DNA-binding transcription factor activity, RNA polymerase II-specific; zinc ion binding. Bases 1 to 1740 code for a protein of 579 amino acids. NCBI's taxonomy places the organism in Eukaryota, Fungi, Ascomycota, Eurotiomycetes, Eurotiales, Aspergillaceae.
AUGUCGACGACACUCAGCAAGCGGAAGCGUGCAAGGAAGGCUUGCAUUCCUUGCCACCAGCGCAAGCGAAAAUGCGACGCGGAAAAUCCCUGUGACACGUGCACCACCUACGGAUAUAACUGUAGGUACGCCGACAAGGACUCGACUAGCACUGUGGACAGAAACAUGCAUGCUUCAUGCCCAGCCAAGCGCGUUCUUGACGAAAGUUCUGUGGCGAGCGGGAGUACCGUCACAUCGCGCAGCUCGGACAGCCAACCUCACGCAACCAAGGAUUACCUUGGAGGUGAAAACCCGUCUUCAAAGAGGCCUAGCGGCGGAGCUGGUAUUUUCGAUGAGAAGAAGUCCAGAUACACCGGAGCAUCAGCGGCCAUGGCCUUUCCGCACAUCCUGGGUGUGGCUCUCGGCUCCGACAGCCCUCCCGAAAUAAAAUCGGUCGCUUACAACUUUGGGAUUCGCCCCGAGGAAUCAGAGGCUUCCGAUAUUCAUGGCUCCUUGGGGGAACUUAUCUCUGAAAAUGAGCUCACCUUCUACUCGAAUGUGUACUUCUCCAUAAUGGGUCCUGUAAUUGACCUUAUGGACCCGAGAAUCUACGCCCAGCGAUGUCGGGAUUAUUACCAAGGCUCAGGUAGCACUACGGUCGCCUUUAGCGCCAUAGCCGCUGGCGUCGCUGCUUUCGGAUCAUUCCUGUCCCAACCCAGAUAUCAGCGGGAGUCUGACCUGGUGCACUACGCUAAAGCUAUUCUUGACCCAACAACCAUACCUACGCUGGGUAUUGACCACAUCAUUGCUUGGGGAAUGCGAGUAAUUUAUCUACGGGCCACAGCUCGCCCUAGUAAUGCCUGGAUCGCCUCAUGCACUGUCAUGCAUCUUUGUGAAGUUAUAGGAUUGCACGAGGAAGAUAACAUCAAAAAGAUGGCGUCUGCCGCCGGUGCCGCUGUUCUGGGACAUGAUGCGGACCGACUAAGGCGAAUUUUCUGGAUCGCGUGGGCCGGGCAUAAUAUGCUAUCCUAUGAGUACGAUCGUUCGGCUGUAAGAUACGACGCCGUGACAUGCCAGACUCCCAUUCCGGUACAAGGAUCAUUUGCAGACCAGUUCGUGCAAAUAGUACAAAUAAUCCCGUUAUCCAAUUCGCCGUUCCAGCUUGAGCUUGAAAGUCAGCCUCAAACUCCGAGGGAUGACUUAUUUGAGCGUCUGAAGGUAUUGAGUAAACUCCACUUCACUCAUCCGUUUCUGGUGGUGACGAAGGCGGAUCUGGCGUUUUGUUUUUAUCGCCGCAUUUAUCAGCUUGAGCCAGGAAAUAGUGUAACGGAUGAUAUGAUUAAAAUCAUCAUUAAUAGCGGUAAUGAUGCAGUGCAGGCAGCUGAGCAAUUAGCCAAUCAGGGACGUCUAUUUUGGAACGUCAUAGGCAGCGUCUUUCAGUAUGCCUGUGUCUUAUUGGCUAUCGACUCACCUGCCUCCUCCGCUCACAUUUCUGGUGCCUUUAAGGGGUUGGAAACUCUUGUCAAGGCUGCAGACACACGACUGACCCGCCAGGCAUUGUCAAUCGCGCGGCAUCUUCUUAACAUCAAAAUAACAAAGAAGCGAAAGGAGCUUAUGCAGCUGGAAGCUGUCGAAGCUGGCUACGAACCGGAAGCCGAGGCCAACACCGCUUUCCCGGACAUUAGUUGGGGUGUUGACUGGGACCAAUUUCUCAUCGAGCCAUAUCUAUCGAUUCUCGGACCCGAAGUCCAGCUGGAGUAG